AUGUUAAAGAUUUCGAGGAUAGUUACGCAAGACCAAGAUGAAGGAGGAAGACAUGCCCCGACUUACAAAUAUCUUACAUUGCGAUCAUACAUCGACGGUUACACCCUCAGUCAAGCUGAUUCGACACUGUGGGUUGCGCAGGCCUUACUGAAGAGGGCGAAUUUUGUAAAUGUGAAUCGUUGGUUUGCAUUCGUUAAGCAGUCGUAUCCCGAACUCCAGGAAGAGUUCAUCGCGAAGGAUGACGCGGCAAAGGCGAAGAGGGCUGCUCAAAGUAGGGAUACUGCUAGCUACAGUAUCGCUCUCCAAGAUGCUGAGAUGGGAAAAGUUGUCACAAGAUUUCCUCCCGAACCAUCUGGAUACCUUCACAUUGGCCAUGCGAAGGCUGCCUUGCUAAAUGAUUACUUCGCUCACGACUGA
This is a messenger RNA of Pseudogymnoascus verrucosus, 417 nucleotides long. RefSeq lists its product as uncharacterized. Bases 1 to 417 code for a protein of 138 amino acids. Gene Ontology annotation, biological process: glutamyl-tRNA aminoacylation. The record is from RefSeq and is a predicted model, not a curated record. Gene Ontology annotation, molecular function: ATP binding; glutamate-tRNA ligase activity. The transcript has 3 exons. Gene Ontology annotation, cellular component: methionyl glutamyl tRNA synthetase complex; cytosol. NCBI's taxonomy places the organism in Eukaryota, Fungi, Ascomycota, Leotiomycetes, Thelebolales, Thelebolaceae.